GCACUGGAGAAAUUUCCAGCCACAGACCAGAGUCAUGAAUCCUAUGCCAGUGCUGACCCUCCUGGGGGUCAGCACCUUGCUACCCUGUGUCCCAGCUCUGAUCUGCCAGAGAGGCAGAAUACAGACCGUGAGGAACGAGUCAGAGCUGCCCCUCGAGUGGGGGACGGGUGAGAAAGCUUGCGAGGUCGGCGAGGGUUGCCAAGAUGUGGUGAUGCUCCUACACAAUGGACCCCUGAUCAACUUGGUGAUCAUCAAGGGCUGCAUAAAGGCUGAGGACCAAGAGCCUCGGGUUACCUGGCUCAGUACAGGCCCUGGGCUCUCUGUCGUCUCCUACACACAUGUGUGUCGCCAUGGUGACCUCUGUAACAAUGCAUCCAGCACCAGGAUCCUUGAGGACCUAUCCACACCCACAGUCCCAGGGUCCCUGCGCUGCCCGCUCUGCCUUUCUAACAAUGACUGUGAGAAUGCACCAGAACAGGUCUGCCCUGUAGGAAGCAUAUACUGCUACAAUGGAGUCCUCAGGCUCAGGGGAGAAGGCAUCAGGACCAAUCUCAAGGUCCAGGGCUGCAUGGCCCAGCCAGGCUGCAACCUGCUCAAUGGCACCACAGCAGUUGGGACCUUGGAUAUGAGUGAAAACUGUGGUCUUCAGUUAGGUCCGCAGGCUCUGGACUGCAACAGUGCGAGUUUGGACAUUGUGAAGGACGUAUCUGAUCUGCACCUGAGCUGGACGACUGGCUGGAAAACCUGCGAGGCUGACGAGGGGUGUUACGAAACAGUCAUGCUAAUACAGAAUGGACAAGAAAUUCAUAUGGCUCUCACUAAGGGAUGUACUAGCAGUGUAAACAGAGAGGCUCAACUCACCAGGCAUAGAACAGGUCCGGGAAUCUCCAUCGUCUCCUACGUCCAUGUAUGUCGCAACGGGGACUUCUGUAAUGACCUGUCUUCAACGGAAACUCUCUGGAUCCCGCCCCCUGACACAGCCCCCUCACUGCUUCUACUGCUUCCAGUCCCAGGGACUCUGCGCUGCCCACACUGCCUUUCAACGCGUGACUGUGAGAAUGCACCGGAGCAGGUCUGUCCUGAAGGCACACACUGCUACAAUGGAGUCCUCAGGCUCCGGGGAGGGGCCAUUGCCACAAAUUUGAGAGUGCAGGGCUGCACUUCACAGCCAGGCUGUGGACUGCUCAAUGGCACCAAGACAAUUGGACCUAUAGGUGUGCGUGAGGACUGCGGUCCCCAGUCAGGCGCUCAGGCACUAGAAUGCCGGAGUGGGUGGGCAGAAGGCCUAAGGAAAGUGUCCUCACUGCCCCUGGACUGGACAACCGCCUGGGAGACUUGUAAAAUCGGCGAAGGGUGCCAGGAAACUGCCUUGCUCAUACAGAAUGGACCUCUUGUGAACCUGGUGCUCAUCAAAGGCUGCACAGCAGAAGAAGACCACAAGCCCCAAAUCACUCGGCAUAGGCUGAGUCCCAGCCUAUCCAUCGUGUCUUAUAGCCAUGUGUGCCGCCACUGGGACUUCUGCAAUGACCUGUCCUCCACCCACCCUCUCUGGCUCCCACCACCACCUGUCGAAGGCCUGGGGAAUGUGAGCUGCCCAUUCUGCCUUUCUAAAGAUGGCUGUCCUCAGAACGGACCCAAGCAGGUCUGCCCUGUAGACAGUUCACACUGCUACAGUGGAGUCCUCAGCCUCAGGGGAGGAGGGUUCAUCUCUGAUCUGAAGGUACAGGGAUGCACGUCCCAGUCCCAGUCCCAGUCAGACUGCAACCUGCUCAACGGCAUCCAGACAAUCGGACCCAUAAAACUACAUGAGAGCUGUGGUUUUCAUUUAGCUGCAGAGUCUCUGAAAUGCCAGCAUGGGACACUGGAGGCAGUGCAGCAUAUAUCGAAACUUCCUCUCCAGUGGACAGCUGAGCAGAAAACCUGUAAUGUAGGUGAAGGCUGCCAAGACACGCUGGUGAUAAUAGAGAACGGAGAGCACGUGAAUUUGGUUCUCACAAAGGGCUGCACUGCCGCUGAGGACCACAAGGCCAAAGUCACGGAACACAGGACUGGCCCGGGGCUGGCUGUCAUCUCCUACACCCGAGUAUGCCGUGAAAAAGACUUAUGCAAUGACCUGUCUACCACAGUCCCUCUCUGGGCUCCACCUCCGGUGACAGCCCCAGGGAACACACGUUGUCCUCUCUGUUUUACUGCACAAGCCUGCGAGAAUGCUCCAGAGCAGUUCUGCCCUGCAGGCAGCACGCACUGCUACAGUGGAGUCCUCAGCCUCAGGGGAGGAGAGAUCAUCUCCAAACUCAAGGUGCAGGGCUGUAUGUCCCAGCCAGGCUGCAACCUGCUCAAUGGCACACAGAAAAUCGGACCUGUGGAUGUGAGUGAGGACUGCAGCCCUCGGUCAAAUUCUCUGACCUGUCACAGGGGGACCAUGUUGAAGAUUGGCAAUGGCUUUGCUGAGAAAGCUGUCGAGUGGACUCCACUGUCGUCUCAGGUGUGUGAACCUGAUGAGAUAUGUCAGGAGACGCUGCUGCUCAUAGAUGUAGGACAAAAAUCAGCCCUCCUGGGGAGCAAAGGCUGCAGCAGUCUUGGAGCACAGAACGAUGUUGGUGUCUCCAUAUUCUCCCGGCCACCUGGGAUGGUGGUAGCUUCCUAUACCCGGUUCUGUUCCUCCAACCUGUGCAAUGCAGCCAGCAGCACCAGCGUCCUUCUAAGCAACCUCCCUCGUCCAGAGGUCCUUCCCCCAGGAAGUGUGAAGUGUCCCGUGUGUGUACAGUUAUUCAGAUCCUGCUUUCAGACGUCUGACUUUGUCACCUGUCCUCGGGGCGCCACUCACUGUUAUAGAGGUGACAUCGCGCUAAGAGGAGGUGGACUGUCUUCCACAUUGAGCAUUCAGGGGUGCAUGGCCUCACCUGUCAAAUCAUUAUUGGGUAACUCCAAAACAAUUGGGAUCCUCUCGGCAAAGGAGAGCUCUGAGAAUGAGCGUGGGGAUGAAGAUGAUGAGAAGCCUCUUCUUGAUGGUGCCUCAGCCUCCUCCCCGGCCUCCAUGUUAGGGCUCCUGGUUCUUCUCAGCUCUUUGUGUGCUGGAAUUUGUCCUCUCCACUGAACCCAUUAUUGGCCAUUCUUACUCCCUCUUGGCCAGCCAUACCCAGACCUCCUCUGACUUCAUAACCCAAAGACUUGAGACUGGGCACUGGCACUGUCUGUCGGCCUGCACUGUCGGGUGCCCUCAUCCCUCACCCACACACCCCUGCCUCCUCAUGUUUAGAUAUGGGAGCCGCUGAACUCACCCUGCUCCAGAGCAGACAACCACACAUCAACCACACAUGUGGAAAAAAAUAAAGUUGCUGUUGUUUCUCAAA
Messenger RNA from Rattus norvegicus (Norway rat), 3353 nucleotides. It is a transcript of the gene Cd177, whose product is annotated as CD177 molecule. Lineage: Eukaryota; Metazoa; Chordata; Mammalia; Rodentia; Muridae. The record is from RefSeq and is marked validated. The transcript is spliced from 21 exons. Bases 35 to 3097 code for a protein of 1020 amino acids. Gene Ontology annotation, cellular component: plasma membrane.